Molecule: messenger RNA, 683 nt
Organism: Gavialis gangeticus (Gharial)
Lineage: Eukaryota; Metazoa; Chordata; Crocodylia; Gavialidae
Gene: CHCHD1
Product: coiled-coil-helix-coiled-coil-helix domain containing 1
Exons: 3
Coding region: 40-396 (118 amino acids)
Biological process (GO): mitochondrial translation
Cellular component (GO): nucleoplasm; mitochondrial ribosome; mitochondrion
Molecular function (GO): RNA binding
Source: RefSeq, a predicted model, not a curated record
GCAGAGGCACAGGCGCGGGGCGCUUUCCGGCCCGGCGUAAUGGUGAGCCCCGUGUCUGCGUCUUGCCUAGCUCGGCUGGGCCUGGGCGGCAACAAGCGGUACCAGCGGAUCCGGCCCCCCCUCCCGCUGGUGCUGGACAACCGCGUGCUGGAGCGCCGGCAGGAGCAACCAGAGCGGCCGUGCUUGACAGAGAUGAUGUUGCUGAUGUCCUGCUGGAAGAAGAACGAGUUCAGCGACCCCCCAUGCGCCGGGGAGAUCCGGGCCUUCCACGACUGCCUCGCCAAGAGCAAGGAAAAGUUCACGGAACAGCAGUCUGUGGAAUACGUGCAUGACUUAACUCCAAAUCAAGUGAACAAACUAUUGAGGCGGUUCCCUAAUAUCACACAUGAAAUUUAAAGAGAAACCUGGUUGUCCAAGGAACUGGAGAGCUGCAAUCAAAGCCAGAAUCACCUUUGGAGAAAGAGUUAAAAAUAGAUAUGGAGCAUUUGAUGUUUAUGGGUUCUGUCAGAAUUGGUGAGGAGGUUCUUGACUGAAUUCUUGUUUUUGGGGUGCAGAGAUUUGGUGGAGAUGGUUCUAUAGGACCCCUGGCUCUUGUAGUAACAAGACAGGUGUUUCCUGUUGUUCAGCAAGCCAAACUGUAGAGUGGAAUCUUGUUUCCUUGUAAAAUAAAAUCUAACAAAUUA